Molecule: messenger RNA, 1065 nt
Organism: Colletotrichum navitas
Lineage: Eukaryota; Fungi; Ascomycota; Sordariomycetes; Glomerellales; Glomerellaceae
Exons: 3
Coding region: 183-914 (243 amino acids)
Biological process (GO): rRNA processing; tRNA processing; intronic box C/D snoRNA processing
Cellular component (GO): nucleolar ribonuclease P complex; cytosol; ribonuclease MRP complex
Molecular function (GO): ribonuclease MRP activity; ribonuclease P activity
Source: RefSeq, a predicted model, not a curated record
CAUUCUGCAGCCCUACCGUUGCUGGCUUCUCACGGAGACGAUCCAGGGUUCGCUGCAAUCUCAAUCCCCACUACCACCAACGUCCUGCCAGACAGGUGGUGUUGGAUCCAUUGGGCACCCUGCUUGUCUUGCCGCUGAAAGAGAACAGAGACGUAUUUUGUGGUUUCUUACGAAAUUACAUCAUGGCCGCGCAACUACGGAAGAAGCUGGUGUAUUCGGUUGACACCCCCUUCUCAGCAACACAAUGGCCAGAGAUUGUUCCUGAAGAUCAAGACGUAAUUUUAGAAUUACUCUGCAGUCUUUUGUCUCCUUUGGGCCAACAUCGCCAGAGGCAUGUCAAGCCCUCAGAAGGCAAGCGAGCGGCCAAGAGGAAGAGAAAAGAAGGUAGGAUGGCUUCGAAGGAACCAGCCAAGAGCGAACGCCCGCCCGUGCCUGAGCUCGCCUCCUUCGUUGACGUCGGUCUCACGAGUAUCACUCGUAACCUAGAAAGGCUUGCAACAGGACAGCAAACCUCGGAAGCCUCCGGCGAUAACAACACCAUGGCAAGCUUACCUACUCCCUAUUCCGUUGUGUUUGUCGCUCGCUCAGGGCAGUCAUCCGCUUUCAACUGCCAACUGCCUCAAAUGGUCGCCGUUGCCUCCAAGAGCUCGCCAACUGCUCCUCCGACGCGGCUUGUGGGGUACUCGAAGCCAUGCGCCGAGAAGCUCAGCGCUUGCCUCGGCAUUCCGAGGGUUUCGUCGGUCGGCGUCCGGGUUGGUGCCCCUAUGUCCAGGGCUCUCGUCGAGUACGUUCAACAGCACGUCUCGCCCGUACGAGUGGCGUGGCUUGAACAGGCCGAGGAAGCCAUGUAUCGCCCUACGCAGUUGAAGAUAUAUGAGAAGAUGGUGCCAGUAAAGAAAGGCGGCAAGGCUUGAUUUCCACCGUCAUGGUCACUAGUCGUCGGGAUUAGAGAGGUAACAUCUAUUGGGCAGGCUUCAAUAGUAUACCCCUAUCAGACUGUAGCUUCCUGAGAAGCAUCACGUUGAGAGGCUAAUUUCCUUGCCCCCAGAUGGGUUCAUUAAAGCG